CUUCAAUUCCAUCAUGGCCGAGGCGGUAUUUACAUCAGAUGAAGCGUAUUCUCGAAUUGAAAAUGAGUCUUCUAGCGAUGAAAGCACUGGGGGUAUGUCUGAAAAUGAAGAAAUAAACUUAGACUUUGAGCUCAUGCUGUCUGAUGGAGAUUCAGAUUGUGAACCUCAACUAGAAGAAACUUCUGCUGCAGACCAGACUUUAUUUGAUGAUGAAAGUCUUGAAACCAGCAGUAAUGUGAACAGGGACCGUUCUCCCAUUGGAAAUGUUGAUGAGCAAACUGACUCUGGUGGUAGACAGUGUGGCAGAAAUGGUGGUAGUAGUGGACAUGGUAGCAGAGGACAUGGUGGUAGGGGACGUGGUGGUAGGGGACGUGGUGGUAAGGGAUGCGGUGGUAGGGGAGGCAGUGGUAGGGGAUGCGAUGGUAGAGGACGUGGCGGCAGGGAACAUGGUGGUAUAGGGGGUGGUGGUAGAGAGCAGUAUAGCAGUUAUGAUGACCAAGAUGCUGGUAAUCUUAUUCCUCCUUUUGAGCCUAAUCGUCAACCUGGGCUCCACUUGGAUAGGGCUGUUUUGCGUGGUGCUUUCACGACUGAGAUGGAAUUUUUCAAAUUGUUUUUUACCCACCAAAUAGUUAGUUCCAUAGUAACACACACAAACUCCUAUGCUUUCAUCAAAGUAGCAUCAGGAGGCUACUCUAACUACACUGAUUCCCAAGGUGCCUGGAAGUUGACCAAUAAUGAUGAAAUUUAUAAUCUUAUCUCUCUUCUGAUAUAUUUCAGCUUGGUCACUAUUAGGUCUUCAGUGCAAAAAUAUUGGAGCACUAAGACACUCUACCAUGGUCUUUGGGCAAGAAGUAUAAUGCCAUUGAAGCGAUUCAAAGCCUUGAUGGCAUUCCUUCAUGUUGUUGACCCCUGUAAUGAGAAUCCUUCUUCCAAGUUACGGAAAGUUGAAGAAUUCAUCUGUUCAUUCAAAGAGCGGUGUCACCUCUUGUAUCAGCCAUCCCAAAAUAUUGCGGUAGACGAGCGAAUGGUUAAGUCUAAACAUCGCUCUGGUCUACGGAUGUGCAUGAAAGACAAGCCAAUAAAAUGGGGAGUAAAACUGUGGGUGUUGGCAGAUAGCUUGAAUGGGUACACCAUUGACUUCGAUAUUUAUGUUGGGAAAACUGCCAAGCCCAUUUCUGAGCAUGGAUUAGGCUAUGAUGUUGUCAUGAAACUUGUAGAACCCUAUUUCAACCAGGGUUAUCAUGUAUACUUUGACAACUUCUACACCUCUCAUCAGUUAGUCAAAGAUCUCUUUUUACAGGGAACCCCUUCUUCUGGAACUGUUAGGCCCAACAGAAAAGGUUUUCCCAAAGCCUUUGCUGAUGCAAAAAAAUGGGGGCGUUCUGUUGAGAGAGGAAGCAUGCGUUGGCAGAGAGAUGGUGUGGUGGUGGUAAUCCAGUGGAGUGAUAAUAAUCCUGUUUCGUUGUUAUCAAGUAUUGAUACUGCCAAUGAUUAUAGGAUGGUAGAGAGAAGGCUCAAGAGGGAAAAUGGGUUUGAGAAAGUAAAUGUGCGCCAACCCCUAGCCUUUCAUCGGUACAACAAUUACAUGAAUGGGGUUGACCGAUCUGAUCAAAUUAUUGCUGCUCACAAGAUUUCACGUAAAUGUAAACGUUGGUGGAAGACAUUAUUCUACCACAUGAUAGAAAUUGCUCUUGUAAAUUCCUUUCUUCUCUUCCAGAUUCAUAGAAAAAAUAAUCCGAAUGAUUCAAACUUGAAUAGGCCGGGCAAAUACUCUCUUGUUGAGUUCAGGGAAGCUUUGGUUCGUCAGAUGGUUGGGUUGGAUGAGAAAGGUCUACCACCAGUAAAUGUCAAUGUCAAGCCAGUUCAUACCUAUGAGACUGAACAUAUGCCAAUGACAUCUGAGAGUGAAAGGAAGAAUUGUGUUGUAUGUUAUGCAACUGGGAAGGGACAGCUGAGAGUUUGGACGUACUGUGCAGCUCCGCAGUGUCAAAAGUUCUUACAUGUUGGCAAAGGCUUUACCUGCUUCCAAGAAUGGCACUCAAAAAACUACGCUGGACGCAGAUGAGAGUAUUGAUAAAGAGCUGCAAAGAGUAGUCUGUUUUCAUUUAGUGUGAAGUUUGUUACUAAAUAGUACUUUGCAUUUGGUUUACAUGUUUCUUCGCAUUUGACAUUCUUCUGUAUUUGUGAGAUAAUACCAUUCAAUGUGAAGCACACAUUUUUUAUAUUUUA
This is a messenger RNA of Dendronephthya gigantea, 2229 nucleotides long. Its product is annotated as piggyBac transposable element-derived protein 4-like. The transcript is spliced from 2 exons. The record is from RefSeq and is a predicted model, not a curated record. The coding region runs from base 14 to 2065 and encodes 683 amino acids. Lineage: Eukaryota; Metazoa; Cnidaria; Anthozoa; Malacalcyonacea; Nephtheidae.